Molecule: messenger RNA, 928 nt
Organism: Camellia sinensis
Lineage: Eukaryota; Viridiplantae; Streptophyta; Magnoliopsida; Ericales; Theaceae
Gene: MEE60
Product: maternal effect embryo arrest 60
Source: RefSeq, a predicted model, not a curated record
GCAAUAUUCCCUAGUUCAUUGCGUCUUCGUCACUCUGCCAACAGUCAGAGUGUUCAUACACCCCUUUCGAAAAAGCAAUCUCUUCAUCUUACUAAUUUAACAUCCAUAAACAAAGAAAACCCGAUCACCCAGAUCUAAAACCAUCUCAACCGUCCGAUCAACUCUGAAAAAAUGGCCGACUCCGACUCGGCUCCGACCAAGUUCAGCACCAGCAUCCACAUAACAGCUCUCGAUGGAAUCGUCAACGUCAACUCACUCUUCACCUUAGCCGUCUUCAUCGGCUUGGCUUGGAACCCCUACGACUCCUCCAACUGGCUCAUCGCCGAUCAAUCCUGCGCCGCCACCCCCAAAAUCGCGGAGGACCUCGUCACCUUCCACGUCUACUCCUUCAGCUCCUUCCUCUUCUCCAGCCUCGUCGCCUUGGGCAUCAAACAAGCCAUUCGGAUCUCCAAUUCGGGUAACCAAACCCGGAACCACCGCUCCUACCACAUCAGUGACCUCACAUUCGAUCUGGGUCAAAUCAAUCGGGGCGUUCUUCGGGUCGGGUACUUGGUUUCGGCUGCGGGUUCGGUUUGCGGGUGUGUUUUCCUCAUGUUGGCUUUGGUCAACGUGGUGCAGAUCAAGCUUGGGACGUUGGCUUGUGGGAGCUCUCAUAGCUAUGGAGCUGUCGUUCCUCUCGUGAUCUUGGUUCCCUCUGCUCUUGUCAUCUAUGUUUGUGCUGUUUUGUAUGCUUUUACUCGCUAGGGUUUCUUCUGGGUUUUGUUGAUAGGGUCGGAUUUUGGAUUUAAAAAGCGAUUUGUUUGAAUUGAGAAUGUCGUGUUAAUGGAAUUAGAUAUUUCUGUUUUAAUCCAAAUUUGAGUCCCAAUCUGCUGGUAUAUGUGAAAUUGUAUAUAUUUGAAUCUAUGGAGAGAGAUGCAUUUUGUUUUAA